ACCAACCGGCAGACGAAGAUGAGCCAUUAUCCAACCUUCAGGAAGCGAAGAUUCUCUUGAGAGAACUGAAAGCCGAGGAAGAAAGAAUGACCGAAAACAACGAUGACAUGUCCGUACUUGCCGAGAAAAGAACUUCUGCGUUGGUCGGAAGCGAAAGCCGUGGGUACAUCAGCCUGGGUUGCUGGAAGGACACAGGCAACCGCGCCAUUCCGACGCUCGAAGGGUCAGAUCCGCGCCUAGAUGGCACAUACGCGGCACGACCCAACGCUGUAGAGAAGUGUUACCAGGUAGCACGUUCUCGUGGUUUCCCCAUGUUUGCUGUACAGCAUGGCGGCUGGUGUGCUGGGUCUGCUAAUGGGCUCAGCACCUACAAGAAGUACGGGCCUUCCACAACCUGUGCAGCGGACGGCAAAGGCGGGCCUUGGGGGAAUCAGGUCUACAAGAUUACAGAAACGAGGUGGGAGUCCAUCGCUGGACGGCUUAAGUUCGUAUCAGUUGGGUCCAACGGCGUCUGGGGAGUGAACGGCAACGAUGACAUCUAUUACCGCGCUGACACGUUUGAAAAUGCAGCGUCUUCGGGCAGCGGUUGGGUGCACAUCGGGGGUAAACUGAAGCAGAUCUCAUCAGGACACUCAGUUUGGGGUGUCAAUGCCAACGACGACAUCUACAUACGACAAGGCAUAUCAUCCAGUAACCCUACAGGGACCGGAUGGCACAGGGUUGGAGGGAAGCUCAAACAACUGGACGUCAGCUCGACCGCAAAGCAGCUGUGGGGCGUCAACAAUGGAGACAACAUCUACCGGCGGACAGGGAUCACUACAGCGGAACCAAAAGGUACAGGAUGGCAACCUAUUUCCGGCAGGCUGAAGUUCGUGUCUGUUGGUCCUGCCGGCGUGUGGGGGGUGAACAGAAAUGACGACAUCUUCUACCGUACGGGAACCUUCGGGAACGAGGCGUCUGCAGGCAGCGGUUGGGAGCACAUCGCCGGGAAACUGAAGCAGAUCUCGUCAGGGGACAACAUUGUUUGGGGAGUCAACGCCAACGACAAUAUCUACGUUAGAGAAGGAAUAAGCUCGAGCAACCCUGCGGGAACUGGCUGGCGUCAGAUCCCAGGGAAACUGAAGCAGGUCGAGGCCAAUCCAAGCGGCAGCCAGGCGUGGGGUGUCAACUCUGCAGACAGCAUAUACCAACGUGCCGGCACCGUGUCAACAUGCUUACCAGCCGAACAUUGCGACUGGCAGCCUGUCUUCCGAAUCUUACCCGGAGUUGGAGGUGAGAAAGUGAGAGACGUUUGGACCGCUGGCUUCACCAGAGACUUCGGGUCCGACCCUUUGCUCUUCCCUGCAGCUCACUGGAAAAGUCCGCUGGUCGAUGAGUGGGGAACCCUUGGCGUUCAGCUGGUGAAGGUGUCCCUGUACUCGUACAGCCAGGGACUUACCGAAGUGCGCGAGUUGAUCUUUAACGGUAAAGGCAGCGACAAGAUGAACUGGUUCUCCCAGGAUCGACUCAUUUCAUCUCCAUGGACCGACCUGAAAACAGAAACAACCAACCUGUUCUCGAUCCCAGGUGAAGUGGUGAAUCCCAAAGCUCCAAGGAGUUUCUUCAUCAACCGAAACUAUGGCGGCUGUCCCAAUGACGCCGGUUGGCUGGCGGUGGUGGAAGGCGGUACCGUGUGUGAGUGGGAGACACGUGAUCAGCCCGGUCCACACAUCCUGUUCUCACGGAAAUCAACUCACGUCAACUGGACUACAGGUGGCAAUGACGUGGGGUCUGCCGACGUCAUGGUGGUCUCCAUUAAGACCUGUGGUCACGUGACGGAAUCAGGUGAGUAGCACUCAUCAUCGUCAUCAUCAUGAGGACGAGGCAGCCAGCAUCGAUGCCUAAAAUUCGAGGAUAGAACCUCCGUGGGUCAACCAUGUCCCAUUCUGUUUAUUGUUUGAGGGCAAAAACACCAUACUUUUUCAAUAAAUGGACAAUUCUGACA
Branchiostoma floridae (Florida lancelet) is the source of this 1984-nucleotide messenger RNA. RefSeq lists its product as uncharacterized. The transcript is spliced from 11 exons. The record is from RefSeq and is a predicted model, not a curated record. Lineage: Eukaryota; Metazoa; Chordata; Leptocardii; Amphioxiformes; Branchiostomatidae. Bases 87 to 1832 code for a protein of 581 amino acids.